Molecule: messenger RNA, 500 nt
Organism: Pseudomassariella vexata
Lineage: Eukaryota; Fungi; Ascomycota; Sordariomycetes; Amphisphaeriales; Pseudomassariaceae
Exons: 1
Coding region: 220-381 (53 amino acids)
Source: RefSeq, a predicted model, not a curated record
GUGCCGUUGAAAUAGUCUAGCAUUGCGAGUACUGACAAGUCUGAUGGCAGCUCCAGAAUAUGCUUGUUCCUGGGUUGUGGCAACUUCACACCUGGUCAAUAUCAGCUUACAAGUGGGGGUCGGCAUCCACUAUGAACAAGAUGGAAUGCCUACCUCGUAAAUUCAUCCUGCCCCCCAGAGACUCGCGUUCUCAACAUCCCCUUGCAAGCAAAUGACCAAAUGAACGCUGUAUCCAACCCCCAGGUGAGUUGUUCUGCAUUAUUUGACUCUGCUUUGCCGUCUAUUUCGUCACCUACUUGCCACGAUCGAUUGUCUAACUGUCUAACUGUCGUAACGAACUCUUUUACAGGAAGAUGUUCACAUAAAAGGACUAAUCGGUGAUAUCACCAGGCGUCCCCCGUUCAUCAACAGAAUUAGUAACUGCAGUAGGUUAAGAACCAACGUAGUAUGGUAGUGAACGCAACGCAGUCGCCAAUAGGGCGAACCGACGACGCAGCGUA